Molecule: messenger RNA, 417 nt
Organism: Phytophthora infestans T30-4
Lineage: Eukaryota; Oomycota; Peronosporomycetes; Peronosporales; Peronosporaceae
Product: Voltage-gated Ion Channel (VIC) Superfamily
Exons: 4
Coding region: 1-417 (138 amino acids)
Biological process (GO): transmembrane transport; monoatomic ion transport
Cellular component (GO): membrane
Molecular function (GO): monoatomic ion channel activity
Source: RefSeq, a predicted model, not a curated record
AUGCUGCUGCCGGAUUCUCUCUUCCGAUACUGCUGGGACCUUCUUCUCGCUAUCACGACUAUCCUACUCAUCUGGCGUGUACCCUACACGAUUGCAUUCGGAGAUAGCGAUCUCUGGUAUUGGUUCGCUUUCAACAAGACUACCGAUGCAAUUUAUCUGAUAGAUGUCAUUUUAAACUUCCGAACUGGAUACGUAGAAGACACCGAGGUCAUCAUGGACAGCCAUUUGGUCGCUAAGCACUACGUCAAAUCCUGGUUUAUCGUGGACGUCAUCGGGUCGAUCCCCGUCGAAUAUAUCAUCAGCUUCAACACUACCGGCAUCUCCAGUGUUGAGCGGAAAGCUUUCAAGGCUUCUGUGAAAUAUAUGAAAGUCCCGAAACUUUUCCGUGUCACUCGACUUAUCAAAUUCGUUCAGUAA